UAGGCUCGCUCCGGACUUCUAAACAUGGCUGCAGCUCGUCAGUUACCCCGGUUUUGGGAAUGGGGCAAAAACAUCGUCUGCGUGGGAAGGAACUACGCGGAUCACGUUAAGGAGAUGAAGAGCGCCGUCCUCAGCGAGCCAGUGAUCUUCCUGAAACCUUCCACUGCUUAUGCCCCGGAGGGCACCCCGAUACUCAUGCCCCCUUACAGCCGCAACCUGCACCAUGAACUGGAGCUGGCGGUGGUGAUGGGGAAGCAGACCUGCGCCGUGUCCGAGGCCGAGGCCAUGGGCUUCGUGGCAGGCUACGCCUUGUGCCUGGAUAUGACUGCCAGGGACGUGCAGGACGAGUGCAAGAAGAAGGGGCUGCCCUGGACCCUGGCCAAGAGCUUCACUUCCUCGUGCCCAGUCAGCAAGUUCGUGCCCAAGGAGAAGAUCCCGGACCCGCAUAAGCUUAAACUCUGGCUCAAGGUCAACGGCCAGCUGAGACAGGAGGGCGAGACGUCCAACAUGAUCUUCUCCAUCCCCUACAUAAUCAGCUAUGUCUCCAAGAUAAUAACAUUGGAAGAAGGGGACAUUAUUUUGACUGGGACUCCGAAAGGAGUUGGGCCUGUUCAAGAAAAUGAUGAGAUACAGGCUGGAAUAGAUGGGAUUAUCACUAUGAGCUUUAAGGUGGAAAAAUCAAAGCAUUGAGGUUAUGGCAGUUGCUCUGGUUCCCAAGCUGCCAAAUCCUGAUGUCCUGAUUCACUUUUUAAUGACAAUGGUUGAGUGAGGGGUAGAUAGAGGAGACUGAAGAAAUAAGAGUAAAUAAGAGUUGUGGAUACCUAUUAAAUCCAAACAUUAAUUGCUAA
Vombatus ursinus (common wombat) is the source of this 848-nucleotide messenger RNA. RefSeq names its product fumarylacetoacetate hydrolase domain containing 1 (gene FAHD1). Bases 25 to 690 code for a protein of 221 amino acids. Gene Ontology annotation, molecular function: acetylpyruvate hydrolase activity. The record is from RefSeq and is a predicted model, not a curated record. The transcript has a single exon. Gene Ontology annotation, cellular component: mitochondrion. Lineage: Eukaryota; Metazoa; Chordata; Mammalia; Diprotodontia; Vombatidae.